Notolabrus celidotus (New Zealand spotty) is the source of this 3963-nucleotide messenger RNA. RefSeq names its product SAM and SH3 domain containing 1b (gene sash1b). Lineage: Eukaryota; Metazoa; Chordata; Actinopteri; Labriformes; Labridae. The record is from RefSeq and is a predicted model, not a curated record. The transcript is spliced from 19 exons. The coding region runs from base 489 to 3845 and encodes 1118 amino acids. Gene Ontology annotation, molecular function: protein binding.
GACCUCCUGCUGCAGAGAGAGGAGCCGGGGCUGAGGAGCAGCAUCCUCACUCGGACCGAACCGAGUAGAUGAGGCGGAGUGUCAGCUGAGACUGCUGGGAUGAAUGAAACAAAGACGGGGGACACUUUAACAGAGAAACCUUCAACCUGGUGAGACGGGGUUUCGUGAAGCCGGUAACUUUGAGGCUCAGUCGACGACAGAAAACUCCCUAAAGGUGUCUGAAGAGGGGAGUUACACACAGACGGACUCUAAGUGUGCGCUUAAUGGUUCCAACAGUUCACUUCUGAGCUGUGCUGACUGAAAACAACAGUUCCUCCUACAAGGGAUUCUUCCUUUGCCUCCUUAAAUGUGAAAGUAGAUGGGAGAAUUGCAUUGUUGAAUGUGUGUAAGCUGGAAGUUACAUGGACCCCAGAGCUGGAUUGCCUGCAGCAGCAGUGGAUAUGAAGAUGUGCACUUAAGGUAGGCUUCAUCUGUACCCUGUUUUUAAGAUGAGCCAAGGACCAAACCUUGUCCUGGAGUGGCUUUCUAAGCUCAAUCUGUCCCAGUAUGUGGAGUCCUUCAUUGACAAUGGCUAUGAUGAUUUGGAAGUGUGCAAACAGAUAGGACAGCCAGACCUGGAUGCCAUAGGUGUCCACAUCGAGUACCACAGACACAGGUUGCUCGCAGCCGUAGAGAACCUAAAGGAGGAGGACAGAAGGAAAGCACCAAGCUUCUAUUUUACCUUAGAGCCUCUGGGGACUUCAACCUGCAACCACUCCUCCUCACACCCUGACAGAGAGGAUGACUUCAGGACUUUGGGGUCACACUCACACACAUCAGGAAAACACCAGGCCUCCUGUCCUGGAAACCAUAACCUGAGAUUCACUGAUUGUAAUGACUUUGUGACUUAUCCCAAACUGAAGCUCAAGGUGCUGAUACGGGAUAAACUGGCAAAGGAUGGAAUCAACCUGGGAGAGGCACCUUACACCCACAAGGAUGGCUCCGUGGGGAACCUUGAUGACCUGGUGCAGGAGUAUUCACAGUAUUACGGCACCUCCCUGAGCGACGUGUGUGAAAGGAUGGAGGAGCUACGGAAGCGCAAAGUAGAUGCAGAGAUGGGAAAGGUUGACUCAGUGGCCACAUCACUGCAGCUCCGCUCUCAGCUCCAGGAAUCCCUUGGACUCAGCAGUACCACCUCAACUCCAGAGACAGAGAGAAGGUUUCCUGUGCACAAAUCCAGCUCUGAUGAUGGAUCAGGAGGAAAAUGGGACGGAAAGAGAAAGAACAAGUCUUUUUGGAACAGUUUUCGAAAGUCACAGAAAGGAGUGAUGCGGCAGAUUUCAAAAGGUGAUGAUGUUGGUUUUGUGGCCAGUGAAAUCACCAUGAGUGAUGAAGAGCGCAUACAGCUGAUGAUGAUGGUGAAGGAGAACAUGAUCUCUAUAGAGGAAGCUCUGGCGCGGUUGAAGGAGUUUGAGGUACAAAACAGACAGACGUGCAGGUCUGACCCCACAGAGUGGACCGAUCCCUCCAGCCCCAACACAAACGAGUCGCUCAACUGCACCCCCUGUGACCUGUCAGACAACGAGCAAGAGGAGUCUGUUACAUUCAGGAGACUCCACAAACUGGUCAACUCCACCCGUAAGGUGAAGAAGAAGCUGAUCAGGAUCGAUGAGUCCAAGAAGCCCGGAGCAGACGAGAGCGUAAACACAGACAGUCUUCCCUACGGAGAUGCUGCUGCCUCCCUGUACUCGGGUGUGCAGAAGAGGCCUGCUGUGUGCCCCGUGGAUGCCCUGGCUUCAGCUCUGCAGGAGCACCUGGCCUAUGACAGAGACUCUGACAGCCUGACCACCUCCCCCUCCUCCAGCAGCCUGGACACCUGCAGCAGCCAGAAGAUGUUCCAGGCCUUCAGAGAGUCCGGCGGGGGGAGCCCUGUUCGCCAGGAGACGAAUGUAACAGGAGAGGUGGGGGAGGCAGGCGAGGGCAGCAGAUCCUCCUUCUCUGAAACGGACGCUUGUAAUGACGAGGAGCACAAAAUCGCUCGCUCGCUCACUGACGGAGAGCUGCGUCACCGGAUCCUCAGCCCAGUCAGCAACCACGGGAGAGCUUGUAGCUUUGGAGGAUUUGACCUGACCAGCCGCUCAGUGCAUGCAGUCAGCAUCGAUCUUGAAAACACUAAUAAAGAUGGAGACGCUGGCAGAGAUCCUGUGAAGUCUCCGGCGACAUCUCGCAUUUCCCUCGGUAAAAAAGUGAAGUCUGUGAGAGAAACGAUGAGAAAACACAUCUCCAAGAGAUACCACAGCUCGCUCUCUGAGCAGUCGAGCCCAGACCGCAUCUCCAGCUGCCCUCACUCCCCUCACACAGACUCUGACUCUUUGGAGAAACCCAAACUGAAGCUGGGAGGAUCCGUAGAGAGCCUGAGGAGUUCCCUCAGUGGACAAAGCUCCAUGAGUGGUCAGACUGUGGGCACCACUGACUCCUCCAACAGCAACAGAGAGAGCGUGAAGUCAGAGGACGGGGAGGAGGACGAGCUGCCUUACCGUGGACCCUUCUGUGGACGAGCUCUCGUUCACACUGACUUCACCCCGAGCCCUUACGACACUGACUCCCUCAAACUGAAGAGUGGAGACGUCAUAGACGUUAUUAGUAAGCCUCCAAUGGGUACGUGGAUGGGAAUGCUCAACGGGAAAGUCGGCACCUUCAAGUUUAUAUAUGUGGACGUCCUGAACAAAGAAGAGGUGAAGCCCAAGAAGACGCGCAGAAGGAGGAAGGCCCGACAACCCAAACCCACGUCUGUAGAGGAGCUCCUGGAUCGCAUCAACCUCAAAGAACACCUUCCCACCUUCCUCUUUAACGGUUAUGAGGAUCUGGACACUUUCAAGCUGCUGGAGGAGGAGGACCUGGAUGAACUGAGCAUCAGAGACCCUCAGCACAGAGCGGUGCUGCUCACCGCCGUGGAGCUGCUGCAGGAGUAUGACGGAAGCAGCGACCCCGAGCGUGGCAGUCAGUCCGGAGGCUCCCAGGAGAAGCUGCUCCUGGAGCGGCGCGGCCUGGUGGGAGACUCCCCGCGGGACUCCGGCUGCUACGAGAGCAACGAAAACCUGGAGAACGGAAGGGACAAAAAGACAUCUUCCUCCAUGAGCAGGUCCUCCUCUGGUUUUGAGUCAAGUCACCUCCUCACCCAAAAGAGCCCAGCCCUCCCUCAUCCCUUGACCUCCACUUGUUCCAGUAAGACUUCACUCCAAAGUAAACCAUCAUGCCUCCCCUUUAUCUCAUCACAACUAAGACCCCCUGAGAAGAGCGUAAAUCCUCUAAGCCCGCCAAAAGGUCAGCCUCACAGCAGAGCUGUUGGCAGGAGCCAGAGCUGCUUGGAUCUCAGAAGAAUCUCAGCACCAGAGCUUCUAAGGCGAAGUUUGUCCCUGACCACCCACCCCAGACACUGGACUGUGACCCUCUGCACCAGCAAGAUUACACAGCUCACAAUAAAUCCUCCAAAACAGAGUGAGGUCAUGUCUUCCAGCACAUCUUUUAACGCCGAGUCCACCUUUUUCAACACAGACGCUGCAGAAGUGUUUGCACCAAAACAAGCAGAAUCAACACAGAGCACACACCUCCAGCUGCCGCCCACAGACCCAGAAGGAAGGUUGGAUCAUGUUUUAACUGCAGCUUCCACAACAAACCCACUCACAGAGAUCCUGACAACACAGACUGUCAGCAUGAACAACUUCACAAACCACAUCUCUUCAGAGGACAAGAGGAGUUUCUCAAUAUCUGCCAGUUCUGCAGCCCGCAGACUGAAAACACAGAGAAACAAGAAGACGUCCUUACGCUCAGUGAAUCUGGCUGUCCAGAUAGAGGAGGGACUCUAGCUGCAGGGUAUGAAAAGGUAUUGCCUCCAGAAAUACAACAAACUGUCUCUUUUGAGGUGAUAAAAGUAGCUGUUGGAUGAUAAAGAUCUUAGAACCAUUUUUUGGAACAUUUUUCCCC